UCGCGUGUCACCAGAAUUCAACCCCCCACAAAAAAAAAAAAAUUACCGCCUCGGGGGGUGGCGGUGGUGAAGGUGCUGCUGCUGUACUGUGCGGGUUUCCACAGACAGGUAGAACAAAAGCCCCGUUUUCCCGGUCAAUAAAGCACACUCACACACACCAACAAAUGUAAAAAAAAAGUAAAACAGGAAAAGACGAGUCCCACUACUACCCCGAACGUCGCGUUUUGUGCCAAAAAAGCCCGGAACCCCGGGGUUCGCGUAGUCAGUCGCGCCAUGGCCAUAACCCGAACAUGUCGGGCUUUUGGGAGCCAACAUCGUCAUCAUCGGCAUGGCCAUCGACAACAACAAGAACAAUGCAACCCAGGUUCGAUCAUCGUUGGCACGUUUCCUUGCCCGGGAUUUUUCCUUGCGCGGCGUCCGAGCUAGAUUCGGCGGCGGCGGCGGCGGCGGCUGUGACACGUCGUCCGGGGCGGCGAUUCGUAGUUUUCGACAAUAUGCAAACGUGGUCAAUUUGGCCGCUGGCCACGACUAGUUCCGGGGCGCAGAUUUUUACUUUUGCCAGCGCCCCGGUUGUGGUGCCAUACAAGACUGUGCAUCGUGUGAGACAUGAAGAAUUGAUCCCGUUUGAGAAGCUCAAGAUCACGCCUUUGGAUCCCUAUGAAUCUGACAAUUUGCUUCGUGACAGGAACCAGGAUGUGCGCAUCAGGAACAUUCUGCACGAUCCGCGAGUCAUGCGGGGAAGCACUAUGGCUUUCAAGAACCGCCUGGCACCAGGCGAUGGAACGUCGCCGUUAUUCGCUCGCGGUCGUUAUAACGGCGCCGACGGGUCGACAAUCGAAGGCCAUCGGUCGCAGCGGAACUCGAUCGGUCAGCCGAGCGACGCCCAAAGGCGCCGGUUGCGGCGCCACCGACGGCGGACGAAGCGCUCGUCGCCGCCGCCCGUCGAUGGCCGUGAGCACGCCGACUCACAAACGGAAAUCCGCCUCGAGGAGCUGAGGCCAGCAGAUGGCGACUUGGUUCCGUCACUGUUGAGUCGAAUCCUGGCGGAGGCCCUGGAAGAAGUUGAAGCCGAAGAGUCGGCAGGUGUCGUUGCUAGACGUCAGGCCCAGCUGAGCAUGCUCAGAGAAACGUCGGCUGUCGAAAGGGUCCGGGUCCUGGAGGAGCAGCUAGAUACUGCCGCCGAUGACGGGGGCGACACCGACGGAGACCGCGUGAGUUACAAUUUUCGUGUC
Messenger RNA from Notodromas monacha, 1232 nucleotides. NCBI's taxonomy places the organism in Eukaryota, Metazoa, Arthropoda, Ostracoda, Podocopida, Cyprididae. The record is from the annotation of a GenBank genome assembly.